Messenger RNA from Anopheles darlingi, 2209 nucleotides. RefSeq names its product microfibril-associated glycoprotein 4-like. The record is from RefSeq and is a predicted model, not a curated record. Lineage: Eukaryota; Metazoa; Arthropoda; Insecta; Diptera; Culicidae. The coding region runs from base 126 to 1145 and encodes 339 amino acids. The transcript is spliced from 2 exons.
UCCUAUCGUCAUGUGCUUAUUAAACAUCGAAUAAAUCGAAAUGGACGCCUUCUAUUUAAGCAACAGUUGAGUGGUAGACGUUUGAUUCGCAUUGUGUUUAGUAUUGUUCCGCCACAUUUUUCAAGAUGUACGGGAUGUUUCGGUUCCUACUUGCGGUCUAUGUAGUGUUCACCGGAAGCAUAGUUCGUCCUAUUGAAAGCAAAAAAAUGUUUGGUGAAUUUUACUUCGAAAUCAUCGUAUCAAAACUCGAUGGCAUAAGUAGCUCAAUGGAGCGAUUACAAACUGAGGUGCAAAGGCAACAAGAAGAAAUUAUGAAAACCCGUGAUGAGUGUUUGAAGUGGCAAACAGAGAUCAUGUCCACGAUCGCUUCAAAGCAGGCUUAUGAGGAAGAGAUCUUGACCAAUUUGUCGUUGAAGCUUACGGAGUUGUCCAAACAACAAAGUGAUAUCGCCAUACGCGAUAAUCGAGAAGGAAAGUAUCUGGAACUUAUGGCACGCAUGCAGUUUGGAUCAUUUCGAUCAUGCAAAGAUAUACCGGUGAAGGUAUCUGGAGUUUUCAACUUCCGUGCGAAGGAUACAUUACCCUCUUUCCGUGCCUUUUGUGAGCAAGAUAAACAUGGAGGCGGUUGGAUGAUCAUUCAUCAUCGUUACGAUGGCUCACUCAACAUGGAUCGAAAUUGGAAUGACUAUAGGAAUGGAUUUGGUACGGUUGGAGAAGAAGUCUGGAUCGGCUUAGAACGUAUUCAUCAAAUGACGACUGCGCAGGAUCAUGAGCUUCUGGUAGAAAUGAUCGACUUCGAUGGGCAGUACAAAUACGCUCGCUAUGACGCGUUUGUGAUCGGCAGUGAAUCCGAAGGUUAUAGUCUUAAGGUGUUGGGCGGUCAUACUGGCACUGUGGGCGAUUCUUUGAAACAGCACGUUGGAAUGAAAUUUACGACGAAGGAUCGCAAAAACGAUAAGAGCAAUCAUAAUUGUGCAAGAAGGUGGACAGGAGGCUGGUGGUUUCAUAACUGCUAUACUGCACAUCUUAACGGCCCGUAUUUAGACAACGAUCAGGUUGAAAAUUCUAAAAUGGAAUGGUAUCAUUUCAAAAACGGUUGGAAUGGAUUGAGUUACGCGAGAAUGAUGAUACGUCCAUUGAUAUGAACAAUGGAAAGAGCGUUAUUAUUCAAGCGACUGGAACUGACCUUUUUCAACAAUGCCUGACUCAGUAACACCGAUGGGAUUGCCAGAGAUCUUGUGAAAACACACAAUCAUAAGCGCCAUAUCAUGCUGUAGCUCAUAUCACUAUGUUUUGCUGCAGCCUGAACCGAAAUCAUCUCAAGAUAGCUCCACAAUCAUCUGAGACAUUUUUAGAAUUGGGACCCUAGCAGAGAGUAACAUUCAGAGCGUUCUUUCUCAAAAUCUUAUCAACAAGAGCUGAUUAAACGUCUGAAUAAACCGUAAAGAGGCCUUCGUUGCCGUUUGACCAACAGUUGACUAGUAGACUGUGCGCAGCAUCGUCUUGUUUCGUAUUGUGCUUAGUUUUUCUUCAAAAUGUACCGAAUGUUUCGGUUUCUACUUGUGGUCUAUGUAUUGUCAACCGAAAGCAUAGUUCGAUCUUCUGAAAGCAAAUCCCAAAAAAACUAUUGUGAGAGAAUCUUGGAAAAUUCCGAAGAGAUGAGACACCUGACGGAGAGAUUAAGCAUUAUGGUGCAAAAGCAACAAGAAGAGCUACUGCAAAUCCAAUACGAUUGUUCAAAGUGCCAAAACGAGGACGUAAAUGUGACUACAUCAUCAACUCUCACCGGUGACGAACAAAUCUUGUGUAAAUUGUUGCUGAAGCUUACGGAGUUGUCCAAACAACAAAGCGAUAUCGCCAUACGAGACCAUCGAGAGGGAAAGCAACUGGAACUUAUGGCGCGCAUGCAAUUUGGAUCAUUUCGAUCAUGCAAAGAUAUACCGGUGAAGGUAUCUGGAAUUUUCAACUUCCGUGCGAAGGAUACAUUACCUUCUUUCCGUGCUUUUUGUGAACAAGAUAAACAUGGAGGCGGUUGGAUGAUCAUUCAUCAUCGUUACGAUGGCUCACUCAACAUGGAUCGCAAUUGGAACGACUAUAGGAAUGGAUUUGGUACGGUUGGAGAAGAAGUCUGGAUCGGCUUAGAACGUAUUCAUCAAAUGACGACUGCGCAGGAUCAUGAGCUUCUGGUAGAAAUGAUCGAUUUCGAUGG